AUGGGAGAAAUAGAAGAAAAAGAAAGAGAGCUGAGAGAGGCUCUAAUGAGAGAAGACAAAGAGAUACUUGCAGAGCUCGGAAAGUAUUUGGAGGCUGUAGUGGGGCAGAUAGAGAGCAAGGAGGCCAAUCCAGACACUCUCGAGCAGGAGAUAGCAGCAGAAAAAAAUAUGCACAGAAAAGCGUCUGAGAUCUUCGAGAAAGCCAAACAGAAAGAGCACACAGAAGAAGAAGUAAACGAGCUGGUAGAAAUAGCAAAUAAUCUGCUGAAGCUGCACCAGAGAUAA
Messenger RNA from Nematocida minor, 285 nucleotides. RefSeq lists its product as uncharacterized. Bases 1 to 285 code for a protein of 94 amino acids. The transcript has a single exon. The record is from RefSeq and is a predicted model, not a curated record. Lineage: Eukaryota; Fungi; Microsporidia.